Dictyostelium discoideum AX4 is the source of this 1976-nucleotide messenger RNA. Its product is annotated as WD40 repeat-containing protein. Gene Ontology annotation, biological process: mRNA 3'-end processing. The record is from RefSeq and is a predicted model, not a curated record. Gene Ontology annotation, cellular component: nucleus. The transcript has 2 exons. The annotation marks the transcript as partial. NCBI's taxonomy places the organism in Eukaryota, Evosea, Eumycetozoa, Dictyosteliales, Dictyosteliaceae.
AUGUCACACUAUAGUGGAAGUAGUGGUGGAAGUGGCGGUGGUGGUGGUGGAUAUCAUAAACCUCACGCAGGAGGUGGUGGCGGUGGUGGUGGAGGAGGAUAUUAUAGCCAUCAAUAUAGUAAUUAUCAUGCAGCUAAAAUCGUUUAUGAUGGUAAACGUAUGAGAAAAGCUGUAGUUAGAAAAACAGUAGAUUUCAAUUCUACUUUAAUCAAAUAUAAUUUAGCAAGAGUUUAUCAAAGAGAUUAUAGAGAUUUUGCUGUUGUACAGCCUGAUCAAUUAUAUAUUAGAGAAAUUUUACCUCCAAUUGCAUUAGAAUCUAAUCCAAUUACAAGUGUUUGUUCAAGAUUUAUUCAUACAUCAUCAAAUAAAGUUAAAUAUCCAAUUAAUUGUGUAUCAUGGACACCAGAAGGUAGAAGAUUAGUAACAGGAUCAAGUAGUGGUGAAUUUACAUUAUGGAAUGGUUUAACAUUUAAUUUUGAGACUAUUUUACAAGCACAUGAUUCAGCAGUUAGAUCGAUUAUAUGGUCACAUAAUGAAGAUUGGAUGGUAUCAGGUGAUGAUAGUGGUAACAUUAAAUAUUGGCAACCAAAUAUGAACAAUGUGAAAAUCUUUAAAGCACAUGAACAAUCAAAGAUUAGAGGUUUAAGUUUUUCACCAACAGAUUUGAAACUUGCAUCAUGUGCCGAUGAUAAGAUUAUAAAGAUUUGGGAUUUCGCUAGAUGUACAGAGGAUAAUCAAUUGGUUGGUCAUGGUUGGGAUGUGAAAUGCGUCUCUUGGCAUCCACAGAAAUCAUUGAUCGUUUCUGGUGGUAAAGAUAAUAAUAUUAAGAUAUGGGAUGCGAAAUCAUCACAAAAUAUAACAACAUUACAUGGUCAUAAAAGUACAGUUUCAAAAGUGGAAUGGAAUCAAAAUGGUAAUUGGAUAGUUAGUGCAAGCUCUGAUCAACUAUUAAAGGUAUUCGAUAUUAGAACCAUGAAAGAGAUGCAAACUUUUAAAGGUCAUGGUAAAGAAGUCACCGCUCUUGCUCUACAUCCAUACCAUGAGGAUCUAUUUGUUUCAGGUGAUAAAGAUGGUAAAAUCUUAUAUUGGAUCGUUGGUAAUCCUGAACCACAAGCAGAGAUUCAUUCCGCUCAUGAUGCUGAUGUUUGGUCUUUAUCUUGGCAUCCAAUUGGUCAUAUCCUUGCAAGUGGUUCAAAUGAUCAUACUACUAAAUUUUGGAGUAGAAAUAGACCUGCCGAUACUAUGAAAGAUAAAUAUAAUAAUCCAAAUGCUUCAAAAGAUAUUGAAAAUGAAGAGGAUGCUGAUGAUCAAGAAUCUGAUCUAUCUUUACCUGGUUUAUCUUUACCUGGUUUAGGUAGUUAUAAACCUUCUCCACAAUUAUCAUCACAAAAUAUUUUACAAAAUUUAAAUUAUUCAAUGCAACAACAACAACCACAACAACAACCACAACAACAGCAACAACAACAACAACAACAACAAUUACAACCACAACAACAGUCAUCACCCCCACCAAUUGAUCUCAUGCAAUCUAUGUUACCAAAUCAACAACAACAACAACCAAACCAACCACAACCAAUACAACAACCACAACCAAUACAACAACCACAACAAAUACCUCAAAAUAUCCCACCACAAAUUCCACAACAACAGCAACAACCAAUUCAACAACCAAUGCAGCAACCACAACAACAACAAAUACCUCAAAAUAUUCCACAACAAAUGCAACAACCACAACAACAACAACAACAACAACAACAACAACAACAACAACAACAACCAUUACAACCUCAACAAUUUCAACCAAAACCACCUUACCAACAAAGACCACAGCAAUUUAGCCAACAACAACAACAACAACAAUUUAAUCCAAAUCAACAACAACAAUUUAAUCCAAAUCAACAACAAUUUAAUCCAAAUCAACAACAGCAACAAUUUAAUCCUAAUCAACAGCAACAAUUUAAUCCAAAUCAAUUUAA